Molecule: messenger RNA, 1047 nt
Organism: Fusarium sp. VM40
Lineage: Eukaryota; Fungi; Ascomycota; Sordariomycetes; Hypocreales; Nectriaceae
Source: the annotation of a GenBank genome assembly
AUGACAUUCCCGAAACACCUGCCCCUGGCGUCGCGGGCCUGCGAAUUACCCGAAUGCCCAACUACUGAGAAAGACUCCAUCCGAUGCACUGGUUGCAUGGUCGUUCGCUACUGUAGCGCAGCCCAUCAAGCCUUGGAUCGAAACCGCCACGAGAAAGGGUGCAAAAUUGUCAAAAACACUCGAAGGAUUCUAGAUAUGGAACAGGAAAUACUUCGGGACGACCUUGUCGAUGCGUCUACGUCAGAAAGCAUCUUCGGCGAUGAUGUUGGGUAUCUCUGGACUGACUAUAUGAACGCACGCUACGACAUGGUACAUUCAUUACUCGACGAAUUUGAAGCUCCUGGUGGCAAUGUAGAGGCAGUCAACGAAGCACUCGACAGUCUUCUGGAUAUGCUUCAUUCCCCUCGCAGACAAUACAUGGUCGUUCAAGAUAUUGUCCCACAUCUCUACCUCCGCCUCAAUAGAGAUCAAGAGGCUUACGAUUUCCUUAAGUGGUAUGCUACUACCGUCACGGAAAGCGACUAUAACUGGGAGGACAUUCUUCCUGACCUGGAUGUCAAAGACGCUGAUGUCUUGGAAAAACCACUGGAUGUUUGGUCGAACCGGAAGUCCUUCACCUUGGACCAUGUCGUGGCUGCUACGCUGAUCAAAGUGAGAAUACUUCUUGAUCUGCAGGCUGCACAGAAAUUAUUCAGGAUCCUCAAAGGGACUAUGCCACCUGAGAUCAUUGAGAUGAUCCGUGGUCAGUUUAUUGGCAGUGUUCUCCAGUCACGACCAGAGAUUCUCAGACAGACGACGGAGGAGAUUUCAACUCUGAUCCAGAUGAUGAAGGGACAAAUCAUUAAGCUUUAUAAAUCUGUCCAUACCUGCAACACUCACUUCUGGAGGUUGAUACUCAACAAUGAAACUACCCCUGUUCGGCUAAGGGGGCAGUACUCGAUAGGGACCGAAAAUCACGCUUAUCAGACGCUCAACUACUGUUGGAGCUCCUGGGUCGAGACUCAAGGGGCCUUGGGGUUGAUGAAGGAUUUGAGUGAGAAGGUCUAG